Messenger RNA from Seriola dumerili (greater amberjack), 2080 nucleotides. RefSeq names its product alpha-L-fucosidase 2 (gene fuca2). The transcript has 7 exons. NCBI's taxonomy places the organism in Eukaryota, Metazoa, Chordata, Actinopteri, Carangiformes, Carangidae. Gene Ontology annotation, molecular function: alpha-L-fucosidase activity. The coding region runs from base 98 to 1528 and encodes 476 amino acids. Gene Ontology annotation, cellular component: lysosome. Gene Ontology annotation, biological process: fucose metabolic process; glycoside catabolic process. The record is from RefSeq and is a predicted model, not a curated record.
CAUUAUCUUCAGUUGACUUCUCUUCCUUGUCCUCUCGUUAUUCCAGUUGCGCUUAAUCAUGUGAUUUUUUUCGAUUUUUUUUUUUACCGUGAGUUCUAUGCUUUGUCAUGUGACACAUAACAUCCUCAUCAUUCUGUCACGGCAAGUGCUUCGACCUGAAAUGGGAGGUUUAACGGUCGCUUUUUUGCUUUUAUCGAUGCUGUUGAUCGGCACUAGCGAAACCAAAUACGAACCGAACUGGAAAUCGAUCGACUCCAGACCUCUACCUGAGUGGUACGAUCAGGCCAAAUUCGGGAUCUUCAUACACUGGGGUGUGUUUUCUGUCCCGAGCUUCGGCAGCGAGUGGUUCUGGUGGUACUGGCAGAAGCUAAAACUGAAGCCGUAUGUUGAUUUUAUGAAGAGGAAUUAUUCUCCAGAUUUCAAGUAUCAAGACUUUGCUCCACAGUUCACUGCUGAGUUCUUUGAUGCCAAAGAAUGGACAGACAUCUUCGCCUCAUCUGGAGCAAAGUACAUCGUCCUGACUACAAAACACCAUGAAGGUUUCACACUAUGGGGCUCAAAAAACUCCUGGAACUGGAAUGCAAUGGAUGUUGGACCCAAAAGAGACCUGGUGGAGGAAGUGGCGAGUGCCCUGCGUGCUAACAGUGACCUACGUUUAGGGCUGUACCAUUCCCUCUUUGAGUGGUUUAAUCCACUAUUUGAACAGGACGCUGCCAAUGUUUUCACCACAAACUACUUUCCUACCAGUAAAACACUGCCCGAGCUUUAUGAGCUCAUCGUCAAGUACAAACCAGAGGUGCUGUGGUCUGAUGGGGAUGGAGACGCACCUGACAAAUACUGGAAUAGCACAGGUUUCUUAGCCUGGCUUUAUAAUGACAGUCCAGUGCGAGAGACAGUGGUGACGAAUGAUCGGUGGGGUUCUGGCUCCAUCUGCACCCACGGUGGAUAUUACACCUGUGCAGAUCGCUACCAGCCAGGACACCUGCUCAAACACAAAUGGGAAAACUGCAUGACCAUUGACACAAAGUCCUGGGGUUACAGACGUAAUGCUCCGCUCAGUGACUACCUCACCAUAGAGCGGCUUGUGGCGACAUUAGUGGAGACCGUGUCCUGUGGGGGAAACCUGCUGAUGAACAUUGGUCCGACACACGACGGACGAAUCGCUCCGAUCUUUGAGGAGCGUCUGAGGCAGAUGGGUCAGUGGCUGAAGGUGAACGGGGACGCCAUCUACAACACGACAGCAUGGCGGGCUCAGAACGACAGCGUCACUCCAAAUGUCUGGUACACCUCCAGACCACAGCAAAAAGUCGUCUUUGCCACUUUACUGGAGUGGCCCAAUAAUGGAUCUGUGAUUCUGCAUGAACCUGUGGUUACACAAGGACUGGCUCAGGUGGUGCUUCUCGGUCACGGGUCUCUGCGGUGGGAGCCUGUAAAGCCGAGCGGACUGCGGGUUCUCCUGCCCCAGCUGUCCUUCAGCCAGAUGCCAUGCCAGUGGGCCUGGACACUGAGGCUGACAGGUGCCACUUAAAGGAAAACCAGUUCACUUGAAGAGGAACAGACGGAGCUUCAGGCCGAGAGAAGGAAUCUUUGAGUUUUAUCUUUGAAUCACUGAAUACAACCUGUAACAAGAAUGAAAUGUAUGUCCUGAAAUGGGUGAAAACCUGAGGUUAAGGGGAAAACAAAUCUGUGCACUGUACUGUUUGUAAUGAGCACUGUAUGUAUGUUUUACAGUUUUAAAAUGUUUUUUUUUUUAUAAAAUACUCGUAGCGAAAUAAAGAAUAAACAUAAUCAUUGUUUUUGAGUAACUUUUAUGAUCAAGGGAGUUUGUUUUUUUAACUUUGGGACCUAAAAGUAAUUUUUACAACCUUGUCAUUGCCCUAAUAAGCAUUGAUCUACAGGGUAAAGUGACAAAUGUGACCUUUAUACAUUAUGAAAUAUGACAACAUGCUUUCAGGUAUGAGUGUUUCUGCGCUUCUGUGAUUAUGUUUACAUGUUUUAUGUGAUUUUAUGAAGCACUGACGAAUGUGGUAGUGUUUGUUUUAUGUAUGAAGGAAUGUUUCAAUAAAAUCAAUGAAGCUUU